CUGCGAGUGCAUUCUUGGACUUCCUUGUGAGCAUCCCGGGUCUGGACAGGACCCUCUCCUUCCCAUCUGUCUGUACCACCCAGCCCAACCAUGGCACUGAAAGGCCGAGCCCUCUAUGACUUUCACAGUGAGAACAAGGAGGAAAUCAGCAUCCAGCAGGAUGAGGACCUGGUCAUCUUCAGCGAGAUCUCACUGGAUGGCUGGCUGCAGGGCCAGAACAGCCGUGGGGAGACAGGGCUCUUUCCUGCCUCUUACGUGGAGAUCGUCCGUUCUGGCAUCAGCACCAACCAUGCUGACUACUCCAGCAGCCCUGCAGGCUCUCCGGGGGCCCACGUGAGCUUGUACAAUAGCCCCAGUGUGGCCAACCCAGCUAGGAGUGGUGGGGGCAGUGGCUUCCUCUCAAACCAGGGUAGCUUCGAGGAGGAUGAUGAUGAUGAUUGGGAUGACUGGGACGAUGGAUGCACAGUGGUGGAGGAGCCACGGGCUGGUGGGCUGGGCACCAAUGGGCACCCUCCCCUCAACCUCUCCUACCCUGGUGCCUACCCCAGCCAGCACAUGGCCUUCCGGCCCAAGCCACCACUGGAGCGGCAGGACAGCCUGGCAUCUGCCAAGCGAGGCAGUGUGGUGGGCCGUAACCUCAACCGUUUCUCAUGCUUUGUGCGUUCUGGAGUGGAGGCCUUCAUCCUGGGUGAUGUGCCCAUGAUGGCCAAGAUCGCUGAGACAUACUCCAUUGAAAUGGGCCCUCGUGGCCCCCAGUGGAAGGCCAACCCCCACCCAUUUGCCUGCUCUGUGGAGGACCCCACAAAACAGACCAAGUUCAAGGGCAUCAAAAGCUACAUCUCCUACAAGCUCACACCCACCCAUGCUGCCUCACCUGUCUACCGGCGCUACAAACACUUUGACUGGCUCUAUAACCGCCUGCUACACAAGUUCACUGUCAUCUCAGUGCCCCACCUGCCUGAGAAGCAGGCCACAGGCCGCUUCGAGGAGGACUUCAUUGAAAAGCGGAAGCGGAGACUCAUCCUCUGGAUGGACCACAUGACCAGCCACCCUGUGCUCUCCCAGUACGAAGGCUUCCAGCAUUUCCUUAGCUGCCUAGAUGACAAGCAGUGGAAGAUGGGCAAACGCCGGGCGGAGAAGGAUGAGAUGGUGGGUGCCAGCUUCCUGCUCACCUUCCAGAUCCCCACCGAGCACCAGGACCUGCAGGACGUGGAAGAUCGCGUGGACACUUUCAAGGCCUUCAGUAAGAAGAUGGACGACAGUGUCCUGCAGCUCAGCACCGUGGCGUCAGAGCUGGUGCGUAAACACGUGGGGGGCUUCCGCAAGGAAUUCCAGAAGCUGGGCAGUGCCUUCCAGGCCAUCAGUCAUUCCUUCCAGAUGGACCCCCCUUUUUGCUCUGAGGCCCUCAACAGUGCCAUUUCUCACACGGGCCGUACCUAUGAAGCCAUCGGGGAGAUGUUUGCUGAGCAGCCCAAGAAUGACCUCUUCCAGAUGCUGGACACACUGUCUCUCUACCAGGGCCUGCUCUCUAACUUCCCUGACAUCAUCCACCUACAGAAAGGCGCCUUCGCCAAAGUGAAGGAGAGCCAACGCAUGAGUGACGAGGGCCGCAUGGCGCAGGACGAGGCAGAUGGCAUUCGCAGGCGCUGCCGCGUGGUGGGUUUCGCCCUGCAGGCCGAGAUGAACCACUUCCACCAGCGCCGUGAGCUCGACUUCAAGCACAUGAUGCAGAACUACCUGCGCCAGCAGAUCCUCUUCUACCAGCGGGUGGGCCAGCAGCUGGAGAAGACCCUGCGCAUGUAUGACAACCUCUGACCACGUGUGCCUAGGCCCCCUUCUUCCCCCGGGCCUGGUCACUGCAGUGUACCCCACUUUCCCAACCUCCCUAUACCAGCAGUGGCUGGGGGAGGGGUCAGCAGUUGGGGAGAGAAGCGGCCUGUCCUGCCUCCUGGGAGAAGGAGCUUUCAAGGAGUCAUGAGUACCCCUGGGAAAUUCCCCACUCCUUAGAAGUGGGGCACAGCAGGGGUGAGAAUGGAGCCAAGAGCCCUCGAGGCCAAGGCCUGGGCUGCCGGUUAGUCAGUGAAGGUCAGGCCAGGGUCUCAGCCUCCCCUAGAGCCUAUUUUGCUUGCUCACCUGGCCACUGCUGCCUUAUCCAUUCAGCAGACACCGAGGCCUGCUGCACCCCUGGGUCGGACACUGGGCACCCAGGGCUGUAACUUGCCUGCUCUUCAGGAGUCCUCAGUGAAGGUCGGGGUUAGACAUAGACAAAGUCAAUGCAGUGUGACUGAUGGUUAAGUGAGGGAUUUCUGGAAGCUCAUAGAAGGGGCCACAGCAUUCCACUGGUCAGGGAAGACUCCAUGGAGUAGGCAACAUUCGGACAGUGUUUUAAAGGAUGACAAGGGCCUGCCAGACAGUACAUGGGGAGAAGGACUUUCAGGGGAGAGGAACAGCAUGGGCAAAGUUAUGGAGACAUGCAAACAUCUCCCUCUUCUCUCCCUUACUUUCCAAGCAAGUUAGGUGCGCUUUCCUUGGGGAUUCUGGCCUGUGUGGUAGGAAGGGAUCUCCCUUGCUCCCAUGUUGCUGACUGUCCUUGCAUCACCCUGUCCCCUGCAGGAGGGGGCUACAGGCCAUCUCCCUCCUGUAGGCCUCUGACUACCCUCCACUUUUGGGCCCCCAGCUUCUCUCAGGUAGGAGACCAUUGCAGCAUCCUUCCCUCCUUGGGUUCAAGGUGCUGAGGUAUAAGCCCUGGGCCCCAGAUCCCUGGUGACACCUUCCUGGAGAAGACUCUCGAAAGCGACUGUAUAUUUGAGUUCACCAGCAAUAACUCCCCACACUCGAAGCAGGUCCAAACCCAGGAUCCCAGGGUCCUUGGGCUCCUUGGCACUGUCUUCCCCAGAUCCCUCCUGUUGCACAAUGGGAAACCUAAGAGGAAAAAGAC
Messenger RNA from Macaca mulatta (Rhesus monkey), 2938 nucleotides. It is a transcript of the gene SNX33, whose product is annotated as sorting nexin 33. Gene Ontology annotation, biological process: cleavage furrow formation; endosomal transport; mitotic cytokinesis. Lineage: Eukaryota; Metazoa; Chordata; Mammalia; Primates; Cercopithecidae. The record is from RefSeq and is marked provisional. Gene Ontology annotation, cellular component: cytoplasmic vesicle; plasma membrane. Gene Ontology annotation, molecular function: phosphatidylinositol binding; protein binding.